Oncorhynchus mykiss (rainbow trout) is the source of this 2678-nucleotide messenger RNA. The record is from RefSeq and is a predicted model, not a curated record. Lineage: Eukaryota; Metazoa; Chordata; Actinopteri; Salmoniformes; Salmonidae.
CUGUGAAGGAAGUUCUAGGCGUCUUUUAUAACAAAUUACUCACCCUCAACAAAACAAGAACAGACUACACAUCUACCUACCUCACACACACAGACACGCCAUGACUUAAUAAAGUGAUGAAAGGAGAACCGAACUAUAAACACCGGGGGGACUUUCACUGGAUUUUAAACCUCAAAUUGGUGGACUAAAUAUUUUGUUCUUGUGGGAUUUUUUACAUUGUGGAUUUAUAUAGAUAUAUAAAUAUAUUUGGGGGGCAUUCGUAACAAAAUGAUGAAUCAAUCACUCUGGAAAGAUACAGGCCUCUUUUAUCUGUCACAUUGAGAUUUCCUGCUGAAACAUGACCUUUUCGCCUUUCACAUUCCAACACACCUGUUGUUGCUGUGCUCUUAACAACAACACAAGACUACGUUGUGGGUCGAGUGGGUUUUAGGAUGUGGAUUUUCAAUGUUUCCCUGGAAGACUGAAACUGAACCGAAGAUGACAGACCUCACCGAAGUAUCUGUUUACUCAGAAUCCUCUGACAUUUACAAAAACGUUUUCUGCAACCCCGCGUUUGAGCUUGAGGGUGAGCGUGAGGAGAAAGUGGAAGGAUUCAGUUCUGCCAGUACUGUCAUGUCCCCAGAACCAGUAAAGAACCAAGCAGCAAACAGCCGAGGUGUGUUCAGUGUGUGUGUGAUGCGUCUGCGAGGUUCGUGGUCUAGCUGGGGGGCCCUGGCAGUCUCUGCUGCUGCUGUGCUCCUGGUAGCAGCCCUGGUCCUGGCACUGGUGCUCAUCUUCACACAACUAAAGGGGCAGAGUGUGGAUGGGGAAGUGGUGUCGACCAAUCCCCUGGACUUGUUGACUGGAGAUGGAUUGCCUCAUGGUCUACCCACAACCCCCACCAACCACAGUCAGAGGGACAGUACAGUGGCCCCAGUGCCAGCCAGAUACCCUACCCCUGAAACUAGAUGUGGGGGCGUAUUGACAGACUCAGAGGGUAGCUUUAGCUCCCCCAACCACCCUGGGUUGUAUCCCCCAGACUCUCUCUGUGUCUGGGUGAUACGGGCGCGCCCCCCAUCCCUGGUCCAGAUCCAUGUGUCCUCUCUGACCAUAGAAGGACCGUCCCCCUGCCUCUUUGACUGGCUGGAGCUUCAGGAGGAGACGGAGCAACCUUCUGUUGUCACCAGGUUCUGUGGCAACGUGGCACCCCCUACUGUAAACACCAACAGCAGCACUGUGUGGGUGACCUUUCGUUCUGACGGGAGCAUUGGAGGCAGAGGCUUCACCGCCCAGUACCACGCCAUCACACCUGAACAGAGUGAGUACUGGGUCAGAGAGAGCUGCUCCAGGGAGGAGUUUAUGUGUGACCACGGGCGCUGCGUCCUGCCUGUGUCAGUGUGUGACGGUCAGCCCCACUGUCAUGACCUCUCUGAUGAGGCCAACUGCAGCCACAAGCACAAAGAGUGUGGGGGCCAAAAGACUGGACCCUACGGCUACCUGGCAACUCCAAACCACCCAAAACCUUACCCUCAUCAACAGUUGUGCACAUGGCGGAUCUCUGUUGAGGAGGGUCAUGUGAUCAGGCUGAGUUUCCUCAACUUCAGUCUGGAGACCCAGGACGUGUGUGAGUUUGACUAUGUGGAGGUGCAUGAUAGUGCUGACAGCGGGACCGGCAGAGUACUCGGACGGUAUUGUGGCACUAGCCUGCCUCCUGAGCUGACCUCCUCUGGGCCCCAGAUAACCGUGGUGUUUGUGGCUGACGAGGGUAUAGCAGACAGUGGCUUCAACGCUUCCUACCAGGCCAUCUCCCUUUCCGAGAGAACAUGCAGUCCUCCUCAGUUUGCCUGCAGCAGUGGGGAGUGCCUGCACCAGGAGUGGCUGUGUGAUGGCUGGACUGACUGUGCAGAUGGGACAGAUGAGCACGACUGUGACAACUCAACCUAUCCCCCUUUCAGCUCGUCCUGUGAGCCCAUCAAGGUGGAAAUGUGCCAGGGCCUGAGCUACAACCUCACCUCCUUCCCUAACAUCUGGCUGUCCAUUGCUGACCAGAGAGAGGCAGCCACGCUGCUCCGCCAGUACAUGGUGCUGACGGAGCUGGCGUGUUUCCAGCCUCUGCGCCGGCUGGUGUGUGGGAUGUUCAUGCCCCACUGCAGCCCUCAGGGUGGGGUGCUGCAGCCCUGCCGGUCAGUGUGCUCCUGGGCAGAGCAGCAGUGUAUUCAGGCCCUGGAUGUAUUUACCUUCAGUUGGCCCUUCAACUGCCACCUGCUGCCUGACUCCCAAGACCCUAUGGAGUGCUCCAGUCCCUGAUGCCUCUGUAGCUUAGCACUUGCCCCCCUGAAUGUGCUACAGUACAACCAUAGUAAUGAGAGGAAUCCAACACAGGACUGACUAGAAGAACUCUUAAGAAUACCAUCAAAGCUCCAAUCUUUUCAAGGAACCUCAGAGACAUACAAUAAAGAAUCACAAUGUUGCACUCUGCAGACUCAAUAUGGUGCUAGCUUUGUACAGCAUAAUGUAUGUAUGGAUGUAUGGAACAGAACUGGUUGGAGUUUAAGUGGGAAUAGAAAAUAAAUGUACAUAUUAACAAAAACAUUGUGGAAUUUGACAUACUGUAGCUUGAUGUUUUGCAAAUGUGUGUGAUUGGACCAUGCAUUUUCUGUAUAAUGAAUUUGACUGAAUUAUGUUUUCCUUUUCAACAA